AUGCCUGAAUACAGUAAGAAGCAAACGGCGCGCAAGUCUACAGGUGGUCGGGCGCCACAGCCGCUCUCUCACGUCGUAAAUUCCGGACCUCCAGCGGCUCGAACUAAGCAAACUGCUCGCAAGACGACUGGCGGUGGCGCACCUCGCCCGCUCUCUCACAUCGUUGGCUCUGGCUCGUCUAGCGGCAAUGCACGAACGGGAGCACCAACUGGAGGCAGAACCAAACAGACCGCUCGCAAGACAGGUGGCGGGAGUGCACCUCGUUCUCUAUCCGAUGUAAUAAGAUCUGGCGCAGGGGAAUCAGGAGGCACAGGUAGUGUGCCGCUCUUUGUUUCUGCGCCUGCAAGCGAGCCUAGGCAGACAGCACGCAAAAGUACCGGAGGAAGGGCGCCUGUCCCGCUUUCUAGUGUUGUGGGAUCAAGCGGAGUGCCUGCGACCAGGACCAAGCAGACUGCGCGCAAGUCUACAGGAGGACGCGCGCCUGUAUCGCUUUCCACCAUAACCAGGACUGACGACGUAUCAGACGCUACCUUGCGCUUGGGCGGUCUUCGUCUCGGGUAG
This is a messenger RNA of Peniophora sp. CBMAI 1063, 561 nucleotides long. The record is from the annotation of a GenBank genome assembly. Lineage: Eukaryota; Fungi; Basidiomycota; Agaricomycetes; Russulales; Peniophoraceae.